Molecule: messenger RNA, 1419 nt
Organism: Suillus bovinus
Lineage: Eukaryota; Fungi; Basidiomycota; Agaricomycetes; Boletales; Suillaceae
Exons: 5
Coding region: 341-1309 (322 amino acids)
Source: RefSeq, a predicted model, not a curated record
GCGCUCAGCUGCCGCGGCGGUGAUGUAGUUUCCUCGACAACUCCUCGACGAUACCAGUCAGACCUUGAUAUGCAGAAGCUCGUGAGGCAUUCUUGGUCGUUUUUUCUUUACCGAGGCGGUGGUGGGCUGUUCAAUUGACUGAUCAGAUCAAUGCCCAAGGAAUUCCGCGGAUAUGUCUACCCGCUCGAGAUUCCGCAUCUGCAGCACUCUGUCCGUCCGCUCCUUUGUAAAGCUUGAUUUAGUACUAGUGACCCAGCUCUGCAUGCGGUUCCCUGCGAUUGAUUGAUGGCAGGAGCGUGUUUAAAGAUCUCAAUUUCUCGAUCAGAGUCGAGGGUUGGCAAUGUCUUCCGAAUCACUGUCAGAACCCCAGCACGAUGUCAUAUCCCUCCUGAGCUUAACACUUUUUACAGGUAUUUGCUACGGGACUGUACUGACCAUCUACAUCCAGUGCCUAUUUUCGUUGGUCCACAGCCCGAUGCGGCAGGCUCGACUAUUUUUCCUUGGCUAUACAUCCGCCAUGUUUAUUCUUGAAACAUUAUAUGCUGCCGCAAAUUCUCGAAGAAUUUGGAUGACGUUCGUUAUAAAUUGGGGCUCUCGCAUCACUCCAGUGACUCACGAGAUCGAUUUAUGGCGUGACUGGGCUAGCGUAGCAGCAAUGGCGUGCUAUAUCAUCUCCGAAUGGCUGACCGAUGUGCUCAUGCUUGUGCGCUGUGUUAUCGUGUUCCGAAACACGAAAAACAAAAUAUGGCUGAUCCCUAUCCCAUUCAUCGCGUUCCUUGUCGUUAUUGUGACUUCUAUCAAUCUGUUUGUGAAUACAACAAAAGUGUCCAAGUCAAUGGAAGCAAUGACCAAAGCGUAUUGCAUCUUCGUUGUGGUCAAUCUCUCCUUCAAUAUUAUCACGACGUCAUUGAUAACUGCUCGCAUAAUGAUGCACCGUACGAAGCUCAGGAAAUCAACAGGAACUCAUGAUCAUGGGACGGAGUACAUCAGUAUUGUCGCCAUGACCACUGAAUCUUGUAUGAUUUCCGCGAUUAGCUCGAUCGUCUAUCUUAUCCUCUACGCGAUGGAUAACUUUGUUCAAUAUCCAUUCAUGGUCAUUCAGAACCAAAUGCAGGUCAUUGCGCCGUUUGUAUUGAUCUUAAGAAUCAUCCAGGGAAAAUCGUGGACAAGACGGACCGAUGUUGAUAUCGAGGACUUUCCUUCCAGCUUCAGCGGUCCUCAUCUUGAUGCGCAUUCUUCUGAGGCGUCCACUCUUGUGUUCGCUCACAGAAUUUUAAAUUACCACGAAAUAACUCCAUCACGAGCCUAACAUACUGUUACACGUAUGUAAUGUACAGAACUGUUACAGUAUUCACACAGCCGUUAGCUAGACUUUCGUCAUGGACUGAUUUCUGCAAGCGGCAGAGCAGAAGUAAUCUA